CCUUCCACCUUCUUUUCAUUUCUAGUGAGACACACGCUUUGGUCCUGGCUUUCGGCCCGUAGUUGUAGAAGGAGCCCUGCUGGUGCAGGUUAGAGGUGCCGCAUCCCCCGGAGCUCUCGAAGUGGAGGCGGUAGGAAACGGAGGGCUUGCGGCUAGCCGGAGGAAGCUUUGGAGCCGGAAGCCAUGGCACACUACCCCACAAGGCUGAAGACCAGAAAAACUUAUUCAUGGGUUGGCAGGCCCUUGUUGGAUCGAAAACUGCACUACCAAACCUAUAGAGAAAUGUGUGUGAAAACAGAAGGUUGUUCCACCGAGAUUCACAUCCAGAUUGGACAGUUUGUGUUGAUUGAAGGGGAUGAUGAUGAAAACCCGUAUGUUGCUAAAUUGCUUGAGUUGUUCGAAGAUGACUCUGAUCCUCCUCCUAAGAAACGUGCUCGAGUACAGUGGUUUGUCCGAUUCUGUGAAGUCCCUGCCUGUAAACGGCAUUUGUUGGGCCGGAAGCCUGGUGCACAGGAAAUAUUCUGGUAUGAUUACCCGGCCUGUGACAGCAACAUUAAUGCGGAGACCAUCAUUGGCCUUGUUCGGGUGAUACCUUUAGCCCCAAAGGAUGUGGUACCGACGAAUCUGAAAAAUGAGAAGACACUCUUUGUGAAACUAUCCUGGAAUGAGAAGAAAUUCAGGCCACUUUCCUCAGAACUAUUUGCGGAGUUGAAUAAACCACAAGAGAGUGCAGCCAAGUGCCAGAAACCCGUGAGAGCCAAGAGUAAGAGUGCAGAGAGCCCUUCUUGGACCCCAGCAGAACAUGUGGCCAAAAGGAUUGAAUCAAGGCACUCCGCCUCCAAAUCUCGCCAAACUCCUACCCAUCCUCUUACCCCAAGAGCCAGAAAGAGGCUGGAGCUUGGCAACUUAGGUAACCCUCAGAUGUCCCAGCAGACUUCAUGUGCCUCCUUGGAUUCUCCAGGAAGAAUAAAACGGAAAGUGGCCUUCUCGGAGAUCACCUCACCUUCUAAGAGAUCUCAGCCUGAUAAACUUCAAACCUUGUCUCCAGCUCUGAAAGCCCCAGAGAAAACCAGAGAGACUGGACUCUCUUAUACUGAGGAUGACAAGAAGGCUUCACCUGAACAUCGCAUAAUCCUGAGAACCCGAAUUGCAGCUUCGAAAACCAUAGACAUUAGAGAGGAGAGAACACUUACCCCUAUCAGUGGGGGACAGAGAUCUUCAGUGGUGCCAUCCGUGAUUCUGAAACCAGAAAACAUCAAAAAGAGGGAUGCAAAAGAAGCAAAAGCCCAGAAUGAAGCGACCUCUACUCCCCAUCGUAUCCGCAGAAAGAGUUCUGUCUUGACUAUGAAUCGGAUUAGGCAGCAGCUUCGGUUUCUAGGUAAUAGUAAAAGUGACCAAGAAGAGAAAGAGAUUCUGCCAGCAGCAGAGAUUUCAGACUCUAGCAGUGACGAAGAAGAGGCUUCCACACCGCCCCUUCCAAGGAGAGCACCCAGAACUGUGUCCAGGAACCUGCGAUCUUCCUUGAAGUCAUCCUUACAUACCCUCACGAAGGUGCCAAAGAAGAGUCUCAAGCCUAGAACGCCACGUUGUGCCGCUCCUCAGAUCCGUAGUCGAAGCCUGGCUGCCCAGGAGCCAGCCAGUGUGCUGGAGGAAGCCCGACUGAGGCUGCAUGUUUCUGCUGUACCUGAGUCUCUUCCCUGUCGGGAACAGGAAUUCCAAGACAUCUACAAUUUUGUGGAAAGCAAACUCCUUGACCAUACCGGAGGGUGCAUGUACAUCUCCGGUGUCCCUGGGACAGGGAAGACUGCCACUGUUCAUGAAGUGAUACGCUGCCUGCAGCAGGCAGCCCAAGCCAAUGAUGUUCCUCCCUUUCAAUACAUUGAGGUCAAUGGCAUGAAGCUGACGGAGCCCCACCAAGUCUAUGUGCAAAUCUUGCAGAAGCUAACAGGCCAAAAAGCAACAGCCAACCAUGCGGCAGAACUGCUGGCAAAGCAAUUCUGCACCCGAGGGUCACCUCAGGAAACCACCGUCCUGCUUGUGGAUGAGCUCGACCUUCUGUGGACUCACAAACAAGACAUAAUGUACAAUCUCUUUGACUGGCCCACUCAUAAGGAGGCCCGGCUUGUGGUCCUGGCAAUUGCCAACACAAUGGACCUGCCAGAGCGAAUCAUGAUGAACCGGGUGUCCAGCCGACUGGGUCUUACCAGGAUGUGCUUCCAGCCCUAUACAUAUAGCCAGCUGCAGCAGAUCCUAAGGUCCCGGCUCAAGCAUCUAAAGGCCUUUGAAGAUGAUGCCAUCCAGCUGGUAGCCAGGAAGGUAGCAGCACUGUCUGGAGAUGCACGACGGUGCCUGGACAUCUGCAGGCGUGCCACAGAGAUCUGUGAGUUCUCCCAGCAGAAGCCUGACUCCCCUGGCCUGGUCACCAUAGCCCACUCAAUGGAAGCUGUGGAUGAGAUGUUUUCAUCAUCAUACAUCACGGCCAUCAAAAAUUCCUCUGUUCUGGAACAGAGCUUCCUGAGAGCCAUCCUCGCAGAGUUCCGUCGAUCAGGACUGGAGGAAGCCACGUUUCAACAGAUAUAUAGUCAACAUGUGGCACUGUGCAGAAUGGAGGGACUGCCGUACCCCACCAUGUCAGAGACCAUGGCCGUGUGUUCUCACCUGGGCUCCUGUCGCCUCCUGCUUGUGGAGCCCAGCAGGAACGAUCUGCUCCUUCGGGUGCGGCUCAACGUCAGCCAGGAUGAUGUGCUGUAUGCGCUGAAAGACGAGUAAAGGGGCUUCACAAGUUAAAAGACUGGGGUCUUGCUGGGUUUUGUUUUUUGAGACAGGGUCUUGCUCUGUCGCCCAGGCUGGAGUGCAGUGGCACGAUCAUGGCUCACUGCAGCCUUGACUUCUCAGGCUUAGGUGACCCCCCAACCUCAUCCUCCCAGGUGGCUGAAACUACAGGCACAUGCCACCAUGCCCAGCUGAUUUUUUGUAGAGACAGGGCUUCACCAUGUUGCCAAGCUAGUCUACAAAGCAUCUGAUUUUGGAAGUACAUGGAAUUGUUGUAACAAAGUAUAUUGAAUGGAAAUGGCUCUCAUGUAUUUUGGAAUUUUCCAUUAAAUAAUUUGCUUUUUCCUGA
This is a messenger RNA of Homo sapiens (human), 3121 nucleotides long. It is a transcript of the gene ORC1, whose product is annotated as origin recognition complex subunit 1. Gene Ontology annotation, cellular component: nucleus. The coding region runs from base 184 to 2769 and encodes 861 amino acids. The record is from RefSeq and is marked reviewed. Lineage: Eukaryota; Metazoa; Chordata; Mammalia; Primates; Hominidae. The transcript is spliced from 17 exons. Gene Ontology annotation, molecular function: ATP hydrolysis activity; ATP binding; chromatin binding.